UAACUUGAUGUUCCGGAGAAAGGUGAAGCAGUAGCCUUGUGAUACAACAACGCUGCGCCUAACGCGGAUUAUGACAGCCGUGAGCCGAGGACCACGACCCGAAACGACGAUGUGUGUGUUCCGUAGUGGGGGGACGACAUUUUUCUCCAGCGCAGCGAGUGGCCGGCGCAGUUUGUUACCUUCGGCCACUGCGCGGCGCUGCCGUCGCUGGCCAGUGCGGGAAGUGAGCUCAGUGUGGUUUCAGUCGUAGCAGGAGGAGGUGGUGCUCAGUGCUCAAUGUGCAGUAGUAGUGCAUCGCGCCAUCUACCAUCGGCUGCGCGCGUCACAUAACACAGGUGGAAUGAUGUCAAGAGUUUUACCAAGGCUUCUCUCAGCAUUUCUGUUACUACUAUCUGUUAGUGGUUCCUCUGCAUGUCACAAGGCAUGUCAUUGCCAGUCUUACAAUGAGAAGUUUGAAAUAAUUUGUGCACAUAAUCUGAGCUCAUGGAAUGAUUGGCAAAUAAAGGAAAUCAUAUUUAGAGAUUCAUUAGAGUUGACCUGCAAGUCUGGGAUAUCGCCUGAAGAUGUAUAUGCGUGGAUUGACAGAAGGAAAAACGACGGUGGACUACCAACUCUAGAACAUAUAAAAGUUGUAACACUGUCUGACUGCCCUCUGCCGCCCAACGGUAUCCCACUUAAAGACAUUAUUGGCUUAGGAGAUGAAGUUAAGAAGUUAUACUUCAAGUCUUGUGAUGGAAAAAGUUUCCGAAGAAGCCACUUCAGUGGACUAAAUGCAUCACUUACUCAUCUGACACUUUAUAAGUGUGAUAUCCAGUCACUACCAGCUGAUGUUUUCCAGGAACUUGGACUGCUGUUGGAGGAACUUGAUAUGCGUGAAAACUUCCUGGAAACUGUACCUUCAAAUAGCUUGGCUCCCCUUGGAGGUUUAAAAUAUUUGGAACUUAGCAAUAAUAGGAUACAUGCAAUAACUGAUGGAAGCUUUGUCAAUUUGCCUUCUCUCAAACUGCUGAACCUAUGGGGCAACAAGGAUCUUCAGUUAUUUCAUGGAUCACUGUUGGGUUUGAGGAAUCUUACGUCUCUUGAUCUAGGUGUCUGCAAUAUAAACUCCCUCCCAGAUGGACUUUUCUCUGACUUGAGAAACCUGCAGAAUAUCAGUUUGGUUGCAAACAAUUUUACAACUUUGCCAGAACAUUUAUUCUUACCUACUGACUUAAGAGUUCUGAAACUAUUCCAUAACAGACAGCAGCUACAGAUUCCAGACAAUUUACUUGCAAAUUUGAAGAACCUGAAGGAAGUUCAUAUGCACUCAAAUGGCAUAUCAGAAUUACCAGAAAAUUUCAUAUGGGAUUCUCCCAAUGUUUCUGUGAUCAAAUUACAGCAAAAUAAACUUAAGAGAUUACCUCCAUCCUUGCUUAAGGGAAAACAUGAUCUGACUCAGCUGGACUUGAGUGAAAAUACAUUGGAAUCCAUACCUAAUGGGUUUUUUGAUACAGCAAAUAAACUAAAAACAAUAAAUUUAUCACGUAAUCGGAUACAAACUCUUCAAAGGGGAGUUCUACAUGGACUACAACAUUUGUUGGAGUUAGACUUAUCUCGUAAUGAACUACGGGAAAUAAAACCUCAAUCAUUUCCUGAUGCUGCCCGACUUGCUUCUCUUGAUCUUUCCCACAACAAGUUAAGGGACCUAUCAGCUUCAAAAGUAAACAUUGGAUUUGGGAAAUCGUCAGUGUUUAACACACUCAUACAUUUGGAAGAGCUCAAUCUAUCCAACAACUUUGUUUCAGAAAUUUAUUCUGACUGGAUGUUAUCAAUGCUCAAUCUUAAGAAACUCAAUCUGAGCUACAACAAUGUAACACAAAUUAGUGUGAAUGAAAUGCAGUUCCUUUCAAAUGGUGUGUCAGUUGAUCUGAGAAGCAAUAACCUCUCAGUGGUGAACUUGGAAAGUGCUGAUGCUAUUGCUAUUGCGCAAAGCAAUAGUAAACUGGUAAAGCCUCAUUUCAUACUAGCGGAUAAUACUGUGGACUGCUGUGCAUCCUUUCACCUUCUGAAAUAUGUACAUGGGAAUGUUCACCCUGCAGUUUACAACAUGUUUGAUAUUAAUGCUGAUGAAGCCACAUGUCUUACAACAAAAAGGCUCAUGUCGCAGACGAAGUUAGAAGAUAUCUUGUGUGAAGGACCUUGCUGUCAACCUCCAUGGGAAUGCAAGAUAAGACUGUGGGAUCGUGCCUGGCUCCUCAGAUGUGAAAAAUGUUGGAUAGAUGGAAGAAAACCUCCAGUUCCUUCAAAUUUUUCAUGCAAGCCUGGAGGAACAAAACAUUCUGAAAUUUAUCUACAUAAUAAUGAGUUUACUAGCAUACCAAAAGGUGUUCUGCAGCCUAAUCUCAAUAUAACAGCAUUGCACUUGUCGCACAACUGGCUCUCUGAGAUCAAUAUCCAUGAUAUAACACCAUUCCUUCAGGAACUGGAGCUUAAUCACAACUACCUUCAGCAUCUGGAUGAUGAAGUUGUCGCUCUGAUUAAAACAAAAAAACCUCCCUUGCAGAAAAUUGUUUUGUCAGAGAAUCCUUGGGAAUGUAACUGCAGAACAAAGCAGCUACUUCAGUUCCUCCAAGAUGAUUAUGCGAAGGUAAUAGAUCGAAGAAAUAUAACCUGUAGUGAUGGCCGUCCACUUCCAGAACUAACAAAUGAUGAUCUUUGCCCACUGCCCAAAUUUGCAAUAAUAGUCAGCAGUGUAUGUCUCGCCAUGACAGGCAUUGCUGUUGGUCUUCUUGCCUUCUUAUAUCAUCGUUAUCAAGAGGAUGUGAAAGUUUGGCUCUACGCCAGGAAUUUAUGUCUGUGGUUCGUUACAGAGGAAGAACUUGAUCGUGACAAAAUGUAUGAUGCUUUUGUCAGUUAUUCUCACAAAGAUGAGGAGUUUGUUGUCGAACAGUUGGUGAGAGGACUAGAAAAUGGUCCAGUUCCUUUCAAACUGUGCCUGCACUAUAGGGACUGGAUAGCAGGUGAAUGGAUUACAGAACAAAUUGCGCGGUCAAUUGAACGAUCGUGUAGGACGUUAGUUGUGCUUUCACCAAAUUUUCUUGAAAGUGUUUGGGGAAAAAUGGAAUUCAGAGCAGCUCACAAGAAAGCACUUUCUGAAGGCAGAGCAAGAGUUAUAAUUGUAAUGUACGGAGAGAUAGGGGAUAUGGAAAAGUUGGACCCUGAACUCAAAGCAUAUCUCUCUACAAACACAUAUGUUAAAUGGGGUGAUCCUUGGUUUUGGGAUAAGCUGAGGUAUGCAUUACCACACUCACAGAAACUACAUGGGGCCACCAGGAGUAGAACAGUAUCUGACAAAAUGGAACUUAUUGGCCCUGGAACACCAAGCCCAUUAGUAACACCAAUUGCGGAAGUGCAUAAUCCCUUGGAGCAACAGCAACAAUGCAAUGUAAACUGUUACAAUAACAAGGCUUUCACUUAAGUGAUAUUCUGCUCAAGGUGCUGCUCCCCCACCCCGCAAAAAAAAAAAAAAAAAAUCAUUUAUAGUAAAGACUGCAAAACUCGUGCAUUUGGGGAGAAGAAAAGGAGAAAGAGUGGAUGUUUGUUUGCGUGCAUGUGCGUGUGUGUCAGUGUCAAAGACUGGAUAUAUUUUACAAAAAUUCAUGUGUACCUGAUUUACUAGAAAGUCUUUCAAACCUAGCAUACUAUGAAACGUGUAGUAAUUUAAGAUGAUGCAGCUAAAUGUGAACAGCAAAUAUUGUUAUUUCAUUAGAACUGUUUUAAGUGCCAUAUUUUAAGCCAAAGUCUAAAGAAUAAUGUCAAAUUUUUUUUAAAAGUAAUGGCAGCUUGCUUAAUCAACAAUGUUAAGUCUGACUACAUUGAUGGCACAAUGUAAUUAAAGAGACAGAACUGUCAGUAUCUCUUGUAAAAAUUUUAAGGUCUGAUUAUGUAUAUAAAUCUAUUAAUUUGUUUGUAAGUACAAAAAUGUAGCAUUUUUAAUUUAUUAGUGUUAAGAGGGUACUUCAAAAUUUAGCACUGCAGACAACUCUGUAAACGUUUUCAGCAACUGAUGAGGGAUUCUAAGAAGGUGGGAAAAAUGGACGAAGGUAAAGAAAUAUGUUUAAGGAAAAGAAAACAACCAAAAUAUCUUUGUGCAUGGCCUAUUCUCCACCACAGUUUAAGAAAUAUGAACAAAUUUCUCAGAGACAUCUGAGGGAGGCCUGCUUUAAGAAUUCUUUGUACAUCAAGUCACAGUCUUACAACUAGUAAUUGGAUGUACUAAAUAUACGGCUGUGUAAACCUUUGAGCUCCCUUUCAAACUGACACACGUGUUACAACACCCCUUUCCAUCUCUCAGUUUUCCAUGUAUCUUGCAAUCUUUAUUCUGAAAACCAUUGCUUUCGACAUAUCUAAAUAUGUCACGCCUUAAAUUCUUACCUUAAAGAUGACACAUUGAGUUACAGACAGACACUUACACAUUCCUUCACACAAGUAAGCACACCUCUCUCACACACAACCAUCAUCUCCAGCAGCUCUGACCACAAUGCAACUGUCGCAUGGUAUGGAAGCAGCAAAGGGAUAGCUGUGUAUUGACACAGGGAGAGAAGGGUGCCAUCUGGUGGAGUGUGCAGGCACUAGCCUGCAAACAGGCACAGCAUCGGGAGGCUGUGGGGCAGGGAGAUCAGGAAACACAGCGAAAAAGGAAAGGAGUGGGGAAGGGAAGACAAGUGGGUGUGAUGGCUGAAAGUGGUACACAAAGAUAGUGGGAGACGAGAAUAGGAAGGAAUCUGUUGGGACAGUAUGUUACCAUAGGUUGAGGCAGGGAUAAUUACGGGAGUGAAGUAUGUGUAGUAAGGAUAAGUCUUAUCUGCACAGUUCAGAAAAGCUAGUGGCAGAGGGGAGGAUCCAGAUGGCUCUGGUAGUGCCCACUGAAACCAAGCCAGUUGUGUUCAGCUGCAUGUUGUGCUACAGACUGGUCUACUGAUCUUGUCCGCAGUGGACGCUUGUCCUGAUGGACCAGCUGAAGUGGAUGGAAGAGAAGGUGUAGAGGGUGCGAAUGAAUGAAAAUAGCAUUUCUUUGCCCCAAGUCCAGAUCAUGAAGAUAUCAUCACUGACCAUGAACCAGUCAAGGUGUUUGGCAUGGUAGGAAUUAUCCUCUAGGUGGCCCAUAGUCAGGUCGGCAUAAGACGGUGCCACAGAUUUAUUUGUAUACAUCCCCCUCAAAGGAGAGGAGAGAGUUGUGAUUUAGGAUAAUGUUAGUAGGGUAUAUUAGGAGUGAGGUGGUAGGUUUGGAGUCCAAAGGACAUUGGAAAGGAUAGUGUUCAAUAGCACUAAGAUCAUCAUCAUCAUCAUCAUCAUAACAGAUGUUGGUAUAUAGAGAGGUGGUAUUAAGAGGAGAUGGAACGCCCUAUCUCGACAACGUUAAAUUUAGUGACUUGGCUUCCCUGCAUUUCAGGAACCACUGUAGCCAUGGCAUGAAACUAUUACAGGACAUUACACUGUAUGUUCUGAGUCUACACAUUACACUGUAUGUUCUGAGUCUACAGCAAUUGCAUUUCAGCCACUGCUUUCAGAAAUACAAUUUUUUAAUUACAUGGUUAAAAUUUUGUGUACUUUUUUGUUUAUUAUCCAAAAUAAUUUUAAUUAUACAUAACAUUAAGUUUUUCUUUUACUUCAGUAGACUUGGAAUAUGUAUGUUAUCACUCACUAAAAAUUUGAAUACUCUACUUGAAUUUGUUUCAGAGAUUCACGGGGAAAUGCAAGAGUAAAUGUAAAUUUUCAGGAAAGGCGUCUUAAGUUUCAAAAGACUGUAUCCCACUUAAUACAUGUUUAUUUUUUUUUGGUCAAUCAAAAGCACCCUGCACCAUACUGUAUAUUAUCCUCUUGAUCUUUUUCCAAGUUUUUUCUUCUUUCUGGACGCCUUAGUGGCCAACUGUGCUGCAUACUCGGCUUUAUCAAUGCGAACCUUGUCCAUCAGUUCAAGUUCUCUGAUGGAAUUUCUCCAGUAUUAAUUCCCAAAUGCUGUAGCACUUUCACUCUACCAAUGUUGCCGUCAUUAAAAGCAAUAACAGCAUAACUGACACCCCACCCCCACUUUAGUAUCUUCAGUGUAACAAACAUUUUUUGGUAAGCGAUUCCAUAUAAGAUUAUUGAACAACUCAUUGAGAUUCUGAAUCUGACCAUGCAGACACUUCUUCAGUAAUUCAGGAUGUGCCAGGUCUCUGUAAAUAGGUUUUAUGUUAUCCAUGACUGCUGCUGGGAUGGAAUGUUUAUGGCUUUAUGAACUGUUUUGAGUACUGGGAAUUCUGGUAACUGUGCCAUGAAUCAGGUGCAGGAGGGCAAAGGUGGUGUACUGCUUUUUCAUCAGUUGACAGUCUGUGGAACAAGGUAGCCCUCACUGCCUGCUCCAUUUUCAAAAAAAUUCUCAGUAUUAUUUUUAAUGGCCACUGCUGUAGUUCAAUAAUUUUGUCUGUCAGCCUGCCUCUUAUGGUUAAACGAUCAGGUUUCUUGUCUCUCAAAGUUUGUUCCAACAUCCUCAGCCUGGUGCCCAUCCUCUUCUGGACAUGACCAACACAUUCCAGUUUCGUGAUAUUCUUCUCACCAUAAUCUGAGUGGCUACUACACUGUUAUACGCUUUUGAGUCUCCAUCAUUUAAGAACUUAGGGUAACACACUCCCCUUUCAUUCACGGACUGACUAAAAAUUUCAAUAGCUGCACAGGCCUCCAUACCAUCACUUAUUCCUUCAUAAUUUCUGUCACAGAUAUUCCCUUCUUUAUUCCCUGAUUUAAAUUUAUAACAAUGUUUGGUUAAAAUUUGGAAAUCUACUACCUUUCCAGUAUCCACACUCGUCACCGUAGCAACAGAAUUCUAAGAACUGUAGCCGCACGUCUGCCAAGUGCCAUCAAAAACUACUGGUAUGUCAGUCAUACAAUCAUUUAUUUCAACAGCUUCCACAGCAGGUCCAAUAAAUCCUGCAUACUUGUCGAUUUUACAAGGUGGGCGUGCCAUAUUCAUCACAGCAAACAUUUUGUCCUUUGCCGAUAUCUCUCAAUCCAUAAAGCCAUCUAAUAUUUACUUCAAAAUAAUUAUCUUUACACUUAUCAUAAUUCCAAAAUGAAUGAGCAUAUUUACAACUGGCACAAUUAAUAAUUUCCUGGCUAGUCCAUUUGAUACCUCACUGUCUACAUGUAAACUGACUGGCCCUCCACAUAUUUUUCAACACACAUGCUCAGCUAACACCCUUAUUAGAAAAUGUAAAUCUAUCGGAAUAUAACCUAACCUACCAUUUACAUCACUUUUGUUUGAAAACUGUGUAUCACAACAUUUUAUUUUAAUCUUUAAAGUGCUAAUGGGUGUUUCUCUAGAUACCGACGAGUUUGCCCGCAUUUCAUUGUCUGUAACUUCACAUGCCACAUGUUGAAAACAAUGUUUCCCUUUAUUCAAAAAUCUAUUACCAUGAAACCGAUGUUUCUUUUUGUUGUCAUACUUUACUUUUUGAGAGAUUUACCAAUCUAUUUGUCACUUUUCCUUGGAAAAAUGUUAGCUCUUUGACAUACAAAGUGUGUUUAUACUAUGAAAUGAUCCAAUACAAACACGUAAUUUAACCUUUAUAACACAACAAUCCACAGCCCUCUAUAUAAAAAAAUUACCGGUUUUAUUAGGUCUUGAAGUAAUGCAUGCAAGUUCACAACCCUGUUCCCCUACUUUCAUGAAAUUUUGAAGAUACACGUAUGUAAACAAAUAUAAAAUUUGUUUGUUUCAUAUAUUUGUUUAUUUGCACACUCUUUGCUACUUAGUAUUUCUCUUUCAUAUGAUAUGCAAAAAAACACAUCUUGGAGACUAACGCAACUCCACAAGACUAUCACACAUUAAGUUUGUUGUUCUCCUUUUUUUUUUGUUUUUGGAACAUACAUGGCAGUUUCUUCAUUUUCGUUUAUACAUUUCAGAAAUAAGUAUUACUUGGUGUUACUUUAUGUGACUGGAAAGUGUGUCAAAUGGAUCAUUAGGAGACUACACAACGUAGUGGCAACCUCCAAAAUUUUGCUCAGAAGCAGGUACAUGGUCUUUUAUCCAUGAAUCAGGCACUUUCAAUACAAACUCAGACUCUUGUGUUCUGUAUUGAAAUACUGCCAUGUACGGAAUGCAUUAAAUAAUGCGCAAUUAAAGAGGUACAUGCAAACCUUUA
Molecule: messenger RNA, 8162 nt
Organism: Schistocerca gregaria
Lineage: Eukaryota; Metazoa; Arthropoda; Insecta; Orthoptera; Acrididae
Product: protein toll-like
Exons: 8
Coding region: 341-3457 (1038 amino acids)
Biological process (GO): immune response; inflammatory response; toll-like receptor signaling pathway
Cellular component (GO): membrane
Molecular function (GO): transmembrane signaling receptor activity; protein binding
Source: RefSeq, a predicted model, not a curated record